Molecule: messenger RNA, 6158 nt
Organism: Ornithorhynchus anatinus (platypus)
Lineage: Eukaryota; Metazoa; Chordata; Mammalia; Monotremata; Ornithorhynchidae
Gene: RAP1GAP2
Product: RAP1 GTPase activating protein 2
Exons: 24
Coding region: 313-2535 (740 amino acids)
Biological process (GO): activation of GTPase activity; regulation of small GTPase mediated signal transduction
Cellular component (GO): cytoplasm; plasma membrane
Molecular function (GO): GTPase activator activity
Source: RefSeq, a predicted model, not a curated record
CACAAGAGGCAGGAGCAGAAGCAGCAGCAGCAGCAGCCGGGCAAGGAGGGGAGGCAGGUGACUUGAAGGUCGCCGGCAGUGAGAGAGAGAGAGAGAGAGAGAGAGAGAGAGAGAAGUCACCUGAUCCAGGCGAGCGCACACCUCCGAGGCAACCCUUAACCCGAACAGAUGAGGGGAAAGCGAGGGAGGGCGAGCAUCGCCAGCGUGGGCUAGGCGGGGAGGCUGGCACUUUUUGGAGCGAAGCCUCCCCUCCAAGGACCGGACUUGGACGGACCGGGACCGGCCGGACCCGGGAGACUGGUCACCUUAACUAUGUCCCAGCCGGUGGACAGGAUGCACUCCAAAAGGGCAGGGAUCCGGGCAGCUGUGGUUCUCAUAGGGUUGUUGCACAAGUCGCGAAAGCAAAAUAAAGAGAAAAGGAAACAGGAACUGUCCAACAAUUCUGAUGCACCCCUUUCAGAUGGACCUCUUUCCCCUCCCCUCACGGCGCCUCCAACCAUGAAGUCUGCAGAGUUCUUUGAGAUGCUGGAGAAAAUGCAGGGAAUCAAGCUGGAAGAACAGAAAACAGGAAGUCAGAAAAACAAGGAUGACUACAUCCCGUACCCCAGCAUUGACGAGAUCUUGGAAAAGGGGCCCCCGUACCCCAUGGUGAUCCUCCCCCAGUUUGGAGGCUACUGGAUCGAGGACCCCGAGAACCUCUGCACCCCGACGUCCUCCGAGAGCAGCGUCGGCGAGGAGGAGGAGGCAGAGGGCCUCAGCCCCAGCACGUUUGGCUACCGGUUGGAGUGUAAAGGAGAAGCCAGGGCCUACAGGAAGCACUUCCUGGGAAAGGAUCACUUAAAUUUUUACUGUACAGCCAGCAGCCUCGGUAACCUGAUCCUUUCCAUUAAGUGCGAGGAGGUGGAUGGGGUGGAAUACCUUCGGAUUAUACUCAGGUCCAAAGUGAAAACAGUCCACGAGCGGAUCCCCUUGACAGGACUGAGCAAGCUUCCCAGCAUUCCUCAGAUUGCCAAGGCUUUCUGCGAUGAUGCCGUUGGACUGAAAUUCAAUCCUGUCCUGUACCCCAAGGCUUCACAAAUGAUAGUGUCAUAUGAUGAACAUGAAGUGAACAACACGUUCAAGUUUGGUGUUAUAUAUCAAAAAGUCAAACAGACCCAGGAGGAGGAGUUGUUUGGGAACAAUGAGGAGAGCCCUGCCUUCAGAGAGUUCUUGAGUUUGCUGGGGGACACCGUCACACUCCAGGACUUUAAAGGUUUCCGAGGGGGCUUGGAUGUGACCCACGGCCAGACGGGAACGGAGUCUGUGUACACUGUGUUCAGGGACAGAGAGAUCAUGUUUCAUGUCUCCACGAAGCUGCCUUUCACCGAAGGAGACAACCAACAGCUGCAGAGAAAGAGACACAUCGGUAACGAUAUCGUGGCGAUUAUAUUUCAAGAGGAAAACACUCCGUUUGUCCCCGACAUGAUUGCUUCGAAUUUCCUGCACGCUUACAUCGUUGUGCAAGCCCAGCACCUGGAUUCCGAAGCCACGUCCUAUAAGGUCUCUGUCACUGCUCGAGAAGACGUCCCUCCCUUCGGCCCCUCCCUGCCCAGCCCGCCCGUGUUUCAGAAGAGCCCAGAAUUCCGGGAAUUUUUGCUGACCAAGCUCACCAAUGCAGAGAACGCCUGCUGCAAGUCUGACAAGUUUGCAAAGUUGGAGGACCGGACCCGGGCUGCCCUGCUAGACAACCUGCACGAUGAACUCCACGCCCACACACAGAUCAUGCUGGGACUGGGGCCUGAGGAGGAUAAAUUUGAGAAUGGGAGCCACGGGGGGAUCCUGGAAUCCCUCAAGAGAGCCAUCCGCGUCCGCAGCCACUCGAUGGAGACCAUGGUGGGGACCCAGCGGAAGCAUCACAGUGGAGGCAUUCCGGGGAGCCUCAGCGGGGGGAUUCCCCACAACAGCGUGGAAGUCACCAAGACCACUUUCUCUCCCCCCGUCGCGGUGGCCACCACCAAGAAUCAGUCCCGGAGCCCCAUCAAACGGCGGUCCGGACUGUUCCCUCGCCUGCACACGGGGGCCGAGGGCCAGGGGGACUCCCGAACCCGAUGUGACAGCGUGUCUGCGACCCAGAAGACCUCAGAUGGUGGGCACUCUUCUCAAGACAUGAAAUCAGAGACCUCAUCCAAUCCCAGCUCCCCUGAAAUAUGCCCCAACAAAGAAAAGCCUUUCAUCAAGCUGAAAGAGAACGGUCGAUCCAACAUCUCCCGCUCCUCAUCCAGCACCAGCAGCUUCAGCAGCACAGCGGGCGAGAGUGAGACCAUGGAGGAGUAUGAUAGCAUGGGCAGCCAGCCAGCCACGGCCUCCCCCUACAAACAGGAAGUGUUUGCCUACAGCCCCUCCCCCAGCAGUGAGAACCCCAGCCCGGCGUUGGCCGCCACCCCGGUCAUCAUGAGCAGGAGCCCCACAGAUGUGAAGAGCAGAAGCUCCCCGAGGUCCAAUCUGAAGUUUCGCUUUGAUAAACUCAGCCAAGCCAGCGCCAGUCCCGGCCACUAGUGGGAGAGAGGAGCUGUUAACUUGGUAAAGGGAAGUCCUGUUUUGACCCAGGAAAACCUCUUCUGAGAAGUGGGAACGUCCCCGUCCACUACACACUAAUAAGAGCAGCUGCAGCCAUAGUGCAUCGCGAUCCUUCGGUUCCUCAGCCGGGCUUUCGUGCCGAGGGGAGACCCUGCUUUCUCUCCACCGUGUUCCCGUCCCCAAGCUCUCUCUCUCUCUCUCCUCUCUCUCUCUCUCUCUCUCAGCGGCAGGGCCCCCUCCUCAGCCCCCGUGGGGUAGACCACCCCUACCAUGUAGCAUACACCGUACCCGCAGCCGCACCACCCGUGGGCCCGGUACGUGGAAAUAUACACCCCCCCGUGUGCCCCGUUUUAUGUACCACGGCUGUUUGUCUAUCGGAGACGAUGAGGUGCUGUCCACCUUGUGUUGUCUUGGAGGGCGAUGGGCUUUUCCAGCGGCAGAUCUAGUUCUCCUGGGCAGCCCUCUCCGCCCGCCCCUGGACGCUUUUCUUUAGGGCUUUAGGCAUGUUCGUGAGGGAGGCCCAGGAGGAUUGUGAGAGGAGAACAGGGAGGGUGCAUCCCUCCUUGCUUUCGCUUUGUUGGUGCUUGGUUCUGGGACCUGGGAUUAGCCCCACCCCCACUCAGAGUUUCUUGGGGGCUAGAGAAUAUAGUCCGCUAGUGGCCAAUGGGCCCCUUGGGCAGCUGUGACCAGUAGGAGGUAAUUCUGUUUGCAGCUUCUGGACCACUCCUGACAAAGCAGGGGUGGGGAGGAUGCCCCAAGGGCACUCCUUGGGGGAGACUCUGGAAAAUUGAGGAGCUGACCCGAGCCCUCCCACCCCGACCCCGAGCCCACGGUGGAGUUGCCUGCCUUGUCUCUUCCUCCCUGGGCGGGCCGACGGCCCCACACGCUUUCUCCAUCAUGGCAGUCUCAGGGGGGCUGAGGGCUGUCCUGACUCUCUCCCUCAGUGAACACCCUGAAUUGGGAAGUCCUUCAGAUCCCUUGGGACCUGGCUUCCCUCUCCCUGAGGAACACACUUACUUUUGGGCUCACUUCUCCGACCGAUCCAUUCCCUCCCCCGAUCUGUUUCCAGGUGGUAGUGCUGGUCCAGUCAGGGGUUGUCUCAGUUUCUAAACCCUCCUGGCCUGCUGGUUCAUGACGGUGAGGCGCAGGGGCUUCCCUCGUCCGUGCCCUGCCCUUUUCCCAAUGGGGAUUUCCUGCCCAGCGGGGGAAGUUGGUAGAUUCAGCCCGGCACCGGUAGGGUCAGGGAGGGUGGAGAUGGCUCGGGAGAGGCUGUGGGGAUUUUAGGGAGUUGUUGCGGUAGGAGGCGGCUUUGAGGUCCAGACUGGAGUCUCCACUGGAGUCUGGGGAGUGUAGCUGUGGCAAAAAAGGUCAAGGGUCAGAUGAGCCCGCCCUCCACCGAUCGGCGAAGAUGCCCACUGGACCCCUCCUGGGCCAGCCGGCGGCUCCUUGGUGGGUUUCCGUGCGGUCCUUUAAACUGGUGUUGGCUCCCUGCCCCUGCCCGAUGCCCACAGGCUGAGAUGACUCAGAGCAGAAAUGCCCCACCCUGCUCGGGGAGAUUAAAGAGCAAUUGCAUCAUGCUUGCUGGUAGAAUCCUUUUGGUUUUUUGUUUCCCUCAAAUUCUUCCAAGGACCAAAUUCCGCUUUUGAAUCUGGAUCCAAGAGCAAUGGGGCGAUCUGCUGGCAACUCCCAUCCAGGUUCCUUGGCCAUCUCAGGGUGGCUCGUGCUGGAGGGAGGUUGUCAUUGUCUCCAAGAGCAGGAUGAGACUGGGCUCCGACGCCCGGUCUCGGAGAUCGGAGGCAAACCCUUGGGCAGCGAGACCGGGUUUGGAAAGCUAUACCCCUCCAGGUCUCGCUGGAAACACCAGAACCACAUCCCUCUGAUCGCUUCCUUCCCACUGCUAAAGAGUGAAGCCGGAGGUGAUUAAGGAUGGGUGAUGCCUCCUGGGGUACCAGCCUCCUCCCUAGCUGACUAUGGUCUCGACUCCCAGCGGUUCGUGGGGCCAGGGGGACCGGCGGGCUCACCGGGCCGGCCGGAGUAUGAUGUCACCUCUCGAUCCGUCCCCUCGGCACCUUUCCUUGGUCCGAGCUUGAAUUCGGAGUGAUGUUGAGGCACGGAGGUGUCAUCCUUCCUAGAAAUUCCCUCCGGUUUGCCGCCAAUCAACCAGGGUCUAAGUGUUGGUCUCUGUGAGACCGUUAGAGUCGGGAAACUCGUGUGUCAUGGUCUUUGAGGUAGGGCCGGCUCUCGUGGGCCCCUAUAGCUGUGAGGGGGUCCAACAGCGGGGCCCUGGGAGAAGGCUCCCCAAGUCUGUGGCGAACGGUCAGACUGUCUGCUUCUUUCCCGGCCUGCAGAUACUGCCCCGCCUCAAUCCCCCAAAGCCCCCGAGAGCCUUAAACCCAAUGCUCUCCCUCUGCCUGGGUCUCUGAGAGCGGGUGGUUUCGUAUUUAAACAAAUCUCAUCUCCCACUUUACCAGGCAGGAAACCUUAGAAGAAGGUCCCUGUGGAAUCAGUCGUCGAUCCUCGUCUGAGACGUUAAACUCUACGGGCCAGACAGUAGUUUGCUCUCAUUUUCUUGUGCCGAUCUCUUAAGGUAUUGGCAGAAACUGUAAAAAGGCAAAACCGUUGAUGUUCAUUUCCCAAAUUGAGAAAGAGCGAAUCUGUGGUUGGGUACAGUUCUGGCUCCCCGAAGCAGGUGGGGUGGCUGAGCCUUCUAAGGGCCAAGUGGCCUCCUCGGACUUGUUGAAUGGUGCCCAUCGGAUGAGGCGGUCACCCCUCCGGCCCCCCUCCCCCAGAGUUGGAAUGGGAUGCUCCCCCCCGGAGAUGAUAAUAGCAGAGGGGAAUUAGACGCAGAGCUGGCUUCAGGGCUCAGCUGCUUGGAUCUCACCUGACAGCUCGGGGAAUCUGGAGGGAAACAGCCAAUUUGAUCAGGUUCCCGCAGGCGGGGGGUGGGGGUACAACCUCAGCCCAGAGGACCCCUGGGAGUCUCCAUGGCAACGGGGGGCAGACUGAGUCCAGAGGGGAGCCGAGAGUUGCGGGGGCGGGGGGGGGGGGGCUCCGACCCAGAAGGAGAUCUUUGUACCUUUCAACGUGCUGCUUGUCUCCGGCUCCGUCCGGAUCCUAGGAAGCGUAGGCAACGUGGUUUAUUUACACAGGGGGGAUGAAUUCUCACCCGUCUUUUCCUUUGUGGUGUUCAGCUAUCGGGUCCUUUCGUUUCAGCUUGAAUGAGUGAAGUUGUUUUCCGUUGUUUAAAAUCUCCAAGCAUGUUGGCCGACUUUUCGUUUCCCCCCCACCAUGAAUGUAGCAUUGUGAAACUCCGGUGAAGGAGAAACUUCUGAGUUUACGAUGUUCAAAUGUGAAGAGAGUGGCUAAGCGUGACGAAAUCGAAGAACUGUAUCUCAGAAAUUAUUUUAUUACUUUUUAGAAAGCAGGUGCUUUGUAGAGUCUCUGGUCGCCUAUGUUUGUAAAUACUGUACAUUUAAUUUAUUGCUAUGGUAGCCCAUUGUACCGGUUAUGUAUAAAACAGAUUCUAAAAGGUUCACAAAUGUAUAUUUUGUUGCUUAAAUGUGUCUUUGCAAAAAAUCACAAUAAAUAACAUAUUUUGUGUC